This is a messenger RNA of Gongylonema pulchrum, 352 nucleotides long. NCBI's taxonomy places the organism in Eukaryota, Metazoa, Nematoda, Chromadorea, Rhabditida, Gongylonematidae. The record is from the annotation of a GenBank genome assembly.
AUACAAUGGCUUCUGAGAGGUUGCACAAAAGAAUAUUGAUAUGUUUGAAAUUUCUCGCGCAAUACAUCUUCUGCAUAUUAUUUCGGGAGCUACCGCACCUGUUAACAAUGAAACGAAAAUCAGUAGUUGACCAGGUAGUCGUUAUCACUGGUGGCGGAAUGGGCAUUGGCAAAGCAUUAGCGCAGAAAUUUGCGCUGGAACAGAAAGCCGUUGAGGAAGGGCUACGAACAGUCGCUCAGAUAACGGAAGAUGGAGGACGUGCUUACUUCUUCCAGUGCAAUGUUACAAAACCGGAUGAAUUACGUCUCUGCGCUCAGCAAAUAAUCAGUGAUACCAAUAUUGGUUCGUAGCU